CUGAAGAGGAUAUUCAGUGCCAUGUGAAUUUGGUGUCCACUGUGUUGCCUGUGUCAGAUGGCAAGUUACAGCAAAUAAUUGAAGCAACAGCUAAGGAUACAGAGUUACAGUUGGUCAUGCAGAAUAUGGAUGAAGGAUGGCCAAUAGGCUCAUGUUCCCAGUUCUUCAAAGUUAAAGCUGACCUAAGCGUGGUGAAUGGACUGUUACUGAAAAACAACAGAAUUGUGAUUCCACAAGAGUUAAGACAAGACAUUCUACAGCGGAUUCAUGAGGGUCACCUAGGCAUUGAAAAAUGUAAAAGAAGAGCUAGGGAAUCAGUUUUCUGGCCUGGAUUGAACAAGGAUAUUGAGUUGUUAAUAAGUAAAUGUGACACAUGUCAGACAUUUAGAAACAAACAGUGCAAGGAACCUAUGAUAACAACUAACAUUCCAACAUCACCAUGGCUGAAAGUGGGAAUGGAUUUGUUUCAUUUUAAAGGUAAAGAUUAUUUAGUGAUCAUUGAUUACUAUUCAAAUUAUCCGGAGAUGGCUCUGUUGGCUAACAUGUCAUCAAAUUGUGUCAUAACUCAUUCUAAAUCAAUCUUUGCAAGGCAUGGGAUUCCACAUAUUGUGGUGAGUGACAAUGGACCAUGUUUUAGUAGUAGAGAAUGGCAAAAGUUUGUGGAACAGUAUGAUUUUAAGCAUGUAACAUCAAGUCCUCAUUAUGCUCAAUCGAAUGGAAAAGCGGAUAGUAACUCUGACCCGUAUUUAGCUUUAUUAAGCUACAGAUCAUCACCAUUGCAAUGUGGAUUUUCACCUGCUGAACUUUUGAUGAAUCGGAAGAUUCGUACAACUCUACCAAGUUAUGAAAGUAAAGAACACGGUGCAAAGAAAUCGUCAAAGUUGGAGUACAAGUUACGAAAGCAGAAAGCAAAACAAAAGUCAUAUUAUGACAGAUCAGCUAAGAUUCUACCCCCACUGUCAUACAAGGACCCAGUAAGGAUUCAGGAUGAUAAGGGAUGGAAUACUAAAGCAACUAUUCUGCAGGAAGUAGCUCCACGUUCAUUUGAAGUGAAAACUGAAGAUGGACAAGUUCUGAGACGAAAUCGUCGCAGUUUGUUGAAAACGCCAUUAGAUCUUGUUGAGGAGUCCAGUGAAGAUUCUAAGGACUCUCAGAUUGUUUCUACAACUGAAGAACAUUGCGACAUGGACAAUAUUAGGGACAAUCCACCUGUGCAAAGAAGAUCUACCAGAGUGGUGAAAAAACCUGAUAGACUCAACUUGUAAAAAAAAAAAAAAAAAAAAAA
This is a messenger RNA of Fundulus heteroclitus (mummichog), 1285 nucleotides long. RefSeq lists its product as uncharacterized. Gene Ontology annotation, biological process: DNA integration. The transcript has 2 exons. The coding region runs from base 117 to 1265 and encodes 382 amino acids. The record is from RefSeq and is a predicted model, not a curated record. NCBI's taxonomy places the organism in Eukaryota, Metazoa, Chordata, Actinopteri, Cyprinodontiformes, Fundulidae. Gene Ontology annotation, molecular function: nucleic acid binding.